Messenger RNA from Rhizophagus irregularis DAOM 181602=DAOM 197198, 993 nucleotides. RefSeq lists its product as uncharacterized. Gene Ontology annotation, molecular function: protein tyrosine kinase activity; ATP binding. Gene Ontology annotation, cellular component: cytoplasm. Gene Ontology annotation, biological process: protein phosphorylation; signal transduction. NCBI's taxonomy places the organism in Eukaryota, Fungi, Glomeromycota, Glomeromycetes, Glomerales, Glomeraceae. The record is from RefSeq and is a predicted model, not a curated record.
AUGGAAUAUGCUAAUAAUGGUAGUCUUCGAAGCUAUCUGGAAAAAAAUUUUGGUAAAAUUACAUGGGAUGAUAAAUAUAUUAUGGCAUACCAGUUAGCUUGCGCUGUGUCAUGCUUAUAUAAUGAAGGGAUUGUUCAUCGUGACUUGCAUUCUGAUAAUAUAUUAGUUCAUCAAAACAUGAUCAAAUUGGCGGAUUUUGGAUUAUCGAAAAGAAUUGGAGCGUCAUCAAAUACAACCUCCUUUUAUGUUGAAGGUGAAGAAUAUGAUGUUGGUUUAGCUUUAGAAAUUUUACAAGGUCUUGGAGAAACAGUUGUUCCUGAUACACCAGAAAACUUUGUAACAAUUUAUAUUAAGUGUUGGGAUGGGGAACCAGAUAAUUGUCCAAAUAUAUAUCAAGUAGAUGCAAUUGCAAAAAAUCUUCAAUUGUCAGGUAAACAAGAAGUCAAUGAUGCUUCAAAUCAAGUUAUUGAAUAUCUUCAUAAUUUUAAUACUAAUCCAGAAGAAAUUUGUAAUUGGUUAUCAAAUAAUCAAAAUAGUUCAAAUUCAAUUUUUUUAUUUAAAUAUUUUAAUCGUAAUGGAAUUGCAACAAAUAUAAAAAAGGCCAUUUAUUGGUAUGAAAGAGCUUCAAAAAGGGUUAUGUGUAAUCUUAGUCUUUGUUAUUCGAAUGGAAAUGGUGUUGAUAAAGAUGAUAAUAAAACCUUUGAAUUGUCUAAGCAAUCAGCUGAAGAGGGUUAUUCAAAUGGAAUAACCAUGUUAGGAUAUUGUUAUGAAAUAGGUAUUGGAACUAAAAUUGAUAAGCAAAAAGCAUUUGAAUUAUAUCAAAAUGCUGCAAAUCUGGGAGAAAAGGCAGCACAACAUAAUCUUGGUAAUAUGUAUGAAUUUGGAAACGGAAUUACAAUAGAUAUAGACAAAGCAAUUCAUUGGUAUGGAAAAGCUGCCAAAAAAGGACAUAAAAAUGCACAAAAUAGAUUAGAAACACUUCAAAAAUCAUAA